CCUUCUUUCUGUCUCGUCAUCACUGCGGAACUGAACUCUCUUCGUUACGAUUCCGUGGUGAAUAUAUUCAUAUUAUAGCUCUGUAAAUCUGUCAGAAACAGUGAAUAGAGCUCAUCUGUGGAAGUGACUUUAAAAGCCAUCACCUUUGUUUUGUGGAUCAUUUGAAGGUAAUAAUCAAACCAGUGCAGCAGCUGAAUCUGGGCACCGUAUAUAAGUAAUCGCACCUGAUGCCCAUCUGCGCUGACAGCGUCCCGCUCCAGUGACCCACGAUGAAAGCUCUGAUCCUGGUUGGUGGCUAUGGCACCAGGUUACGGCCGCUCACGCUCACUGUGCCCAAACCUCUGGUUGAGUUCUGCAACAAACCCAUCCUGCUGCAUCAGGUGGAGGCGCUGGUCAAGGCUGGAGUCCGUCAUGUGAUUUUGGCUGUGAGCUACAUGUCUGAGCUGUUGGAGCGAGAGAUGAGAGCUCAGGAGCAGAGGCUUGGAAUAAAAAUCUCCCUUUCACAUGAGAAGGAACCUCUAGGCACUGCUGGUCCUCUGGCUUUGGCGCGAGAGCUGCUGACCGAUAACGAGGAGCCUUUCUUCGUUCUCAACAGUGACGUCAUCUGCGAUUUUCCCUUCGACGACAUGCUGAGGUUCCACCAGCAGCAGGGCAGAGAGGGCACCAUUGUCGUGACAAAAGUGGAAGAGCCAUCUAAGUAUGGUGUGGUGGUGUAUGAAGGAGACACUGGACGAAUACACCGCUUUGUGGAGAAGCCGCAAGUGUUUGUCUCCAACAAAAUCAAUGCUGGGAUGUACAUCUUUAGCCCUGCCAUGCUGAGAAGAAUCCAGUUGCGGCCCACAUCCAUUGAGAAGGAAAUAUUUCCUGUGAUGGCCGAGGAGGGACACCUUUAUGCCAUGGAGCUGCAAGGUUUCUGGAUGGACAUUGGCCAGCCCAAAGACUUCCUGACAGGCAUGUGCAUGUACCUGCAGUCUGUUCGGCAGCAGGCCCCCGAGCGGCUCCGCAGCGGGCCAGGCUUCCUCGGAAACGUUCUCGUGGACCCAACGGCGGUGAUCGGUGAAAACUGUACCAUCGGGCCCAAUGUGACGAUCGGGGCCGGAGUGGUUCUGGAGGAUGGCGUGAGAGUAAAGCGCUGUACUGUCCUGAAAGGGGCGCACAUACGCUCCCACUCCUGGCUGGAGUCCUGCAUUGUGGGAUGGAGCUCUUCAGUGGGGCAGUGGGUGCGGAUGGAGAACGUUACGGUCCUGGGUGAAGACGUGAUCGUGAACGAUGAGCUCUACAUCAACGGUGCCAAUGUCCUGCCUCAUAAAUCCAUCGCAGACUCUGUUCCUGAGCCGCGGAUCAUCAUGUGAAGGACCUUCACGCCCCUCACGAAGUGCCCGAGUGUGUAACCGCUGGAGGACAGGAGAAUCGACCGCUGUGUGCUUAAUGAGCAUGAUGGGAAUAUUUGUGAGGAAUCUGAAGUAUGCAGUUACUGACUGUGGUGUUUGAAAAAGUGCUGCCGGAG
Sinocyclocheilus grahami is the source of this 1507-nucleotide messenger RNA. It is a transcript of the gene gmppb, whose product is annotated as GDP-mannose pyrophosphorylase B. The record is from RefSeq and is a predicted model, not a curated record. The transcript is spliced from 10 exons. NCBI's taxonomy places the organism in Eukaryota, Metazoa, Chordata, Actinopteri, Cypriniformes, Cyprinidae. Gene Ontology annotation, molecular function: mannose-1-phosphate guanylyltransferase (GTP) activity; GTP binding. Bases 270 to 1352 code for a protein of 360 amino acids. Gene Ontology annotation, biological process: GDP-mannose biosynthetic process.